Molecule: messenger RNA, 1077 nt
Organism: Monascus purpureus
Lineage: Eukaryota; Fungi; Ascomycota; Eurotiomycetes; Eurotiales; Aspergillaceae
Source: the annotation of a GenBank genome assembly
AUGUCUGAUCGUCACGUUAACGUCUCCAACACGGAGAAUCUCCGCAAGUACAUGACCCUUGACCAGCGAGGCAAGGUUCAGGCUGAGUACAUCUGGAUCGACGCUGCCAGUAACGUGCGCUCCAAGACCAAGACCCUCUCCAAGGCUGUCAAGUCUGUCGAUGAGCUGCCCGAGUGGAACUUUGACGGCUCCUCUACCGGACAGGCUCCCGGUGACAACUCCGACGUCUACCUGCGCCCCGUCGCCAUCUACCCGGACCCCUUCCGUCUCGGUGACAACAUCCUCGUUCUCUGUGAGACCUGGGACUCCGAUGGCACUCCCAACAAGUAUAACUACCGUCACGAGGCUGCUAGGUUGAUGGAGGCACACGCCAAGGAGGAGUUUUGGUUCGGUUUGGAGCAGGAGUACACUCUCCUUGACAGCGACAACUGGCCCUAUGGCUGGCCCAAGAACGGUUUCCCCGGUUCCCAGGGUCCCUACUACUGCGGUGUCGGCUCCGGCAAGGUCUACUGCCGUGACAUCGUCGAGGCUCACUACCGCGCUUGCCUGUAUGCCGGCAUCAACAUUUCCGGUAUCAACGCCGAGGUCAUGCCCUCCCAGUGGGAGUACCAGGUUGGCCCCUGCACUGGUAUUGAGAUGGGUGACCAGCUCUGGCUCUCUCGUUUCCUCCUGUACCGCGUUGCUGAAGAAUUCGGCGUCAGAAUCUCAUUCGACCCCAAGCCCAUCAAGGGUGACUGGAACGGAGCUGGUCUCCACACCAACGUCUCGUUCAACGCCACCCGUGCUGAGGGUGGUAUGAAGGCCAUCGAGGCUUCCAUGAAGAAGCUGGAGGCUCGCCACUUCGAGCACAUUGCCGUCUACGGUGAGGGCAACGAGGAGCGUCUCACCGGCCGUCACGAGACUGGCAGCAUCGACAAGUUCAGCUAUGGUGUCGCCGACCGUGGUGGCAGCAUCCGUAUCCCUCGCCAGGUUGCUAAGGAUGGCAAGGGCUACUUUGAGGACCGUCGCCCUGCUAGCAACGCUGACCCAUACCAGAUUACCGGCAUUAUUGUCGAGACUCUCUGUGGUGGCGUAUAA